Manihot esculenta (cassava) is the source of this 2223-nucleotide messenger RNA. RefSeq names its product QWRF motif-containing protein 3. Gene Ontology annotation, biological process: spindle assembly; centrosome cycle. The record is from RefSeq and is a predicted model, not a curated record. The coding region runs from base 44 to 1795 and encodes 583 amino acids. Lineage: Eukaryota; Viridiplantae; Streptophyta; Magnoliopsida; Malpighiales; Euphorbiaceae. The transcript is spliced from 6 exons. Gene Ontology annotation, molecular function: microtubule binding. Gene Ontology annotation, cellular component: nuclear microtubule; centrosome; cytoplasm.
UAUAACAACCUCUCCUCUCUCUCUUUCUCUCCAUCGAGACACCAUGAAGAAUGACGACCACCCUUCACUUUCAGAGCAACUUCUCAAGCCAAGAAAGCCAAAAUCCCGUGGAGUAAGCUCUAGAUUUCUGUCUCCAAACACAACUUCACAAGAUAAUGCAAUCCCAUCUCCACCUCCAAGCCAAGCUUCUUCACCACUUCGUCAAAAAUCCAGUGAUGCCAGGAAGCAUCGUAGCCAUGAAGACUCAGGUUUCAUUAGAGGUCUUUGGCCUUCAUCCACUACUUCUUCAUCGCCUUUACAUUCAACAUCGAACAGAAAAAAUGUAGACACUCUUGCUAACCAUCUUGGAAAUGAGAGACUCAGAGAUUUGCUGGAGAGGAAACAAGACAAGAAAUCUGGGAAUAAAAGUAGCAUGUUUUCUCUUGCAAGGCAAAGAAGCUGCUCUGAGUAUAGUAGGUUUGAAGAGAGAGAAAAAGAAAGCAUGAAAGAAAAUCACAGGCCAAUUGUUGGAGGGUCUAUGAGAUAUACAGGGAAGCUUGACUUCACAGGAAAAUUGUCAUCUUCUUCUUCAUCAUCGUCAUCCUCCAUGAAAAAUUUGUCUAACAAUUCUGAUUUUGUGCCUGGAAGACUAUCAGUUGAUGAAAAUGCAAUAUAUAGAAACUCUAAAAACGCUGAUGCAUCUCGGCGAAAAUCAGAUUCUUUUAUUGAUAAUGUUGACGCAGAAUCUGAGUGCAGUGCAAAUGGUUCAGCCACAGAUUGUUCUUCCCCAGCUUCAGGAAAAAAUUCACGAAAAUCUGGUAUAGAGGUGUCUUCAAAAUAUUUGCAGGACCUUCAAACAAGGUCACGAAGAAGUACAUCAGAUUCUAAUAUUCAACAUCCAGCAUCACUAGAUUCUUCACCCAAAAUGAAGAAAUCUAUCUUAAAAUAUGCAAUUAAGAGAGCUAAUUCUCUAACUGGUUACGGAAGUGCUACAUCACAGUGGGCCUUGUCACCAGGGCGAUCAGGAUCACCACCAAUGUCAGUAGAAAGUAAAGAUAGGCUAAUUUCCUUUUCAAGUUUGAAACCACCAUCGAGUCCAUCAAGAUCUAAAGGUGUAGAGAAAUUUCUGAGUCUGGGACUGGACUUAUUGAAGGGUAAGAGAUCAUCUUCAUCGAGUUCAUUAAUGGGAUCUGGGAAUGUGGAGAAUAUUCACCAGCUAAGACUGCUUCAUAAUCGGCUGCUGCAAUGGCAGCAUGCAAAUGCUAGAGCUGAUUCUGGGAAUGAGAAUAUAAAUAAACAAGCAAAGAACAACUUGUUAUCUGCAUGGGAGAGUCUUGAAAAUUUACAACACACUGUGCUGCUCAAGAAAUUACAGCUUCAGAAAGAAAAGCAUGAGAUGAAACUGGACUAUAUACUAAAUUCUCAAAUCAAACAAUUGGAAGCUUGGGCAGAUAUGGAAAGGCAGCACUUAACUGCAAUUGUCAAGACUAAAGAGUGUCUACAUUCUGUGGUUUGUAGAAUACCACUCAUUGAAGGAGCAAAGGUGGAUUCACAAUUGACUUCCAUCGCCCUUCGACAUGCUUCAGAUCUCACAGCUUCUAUCAAGUCAUCAUUAGUGAGCUUUCCACAGUUGACAGAGAAGAGUGCUGCAUUAAUUUCUCAGCUCGCAGAGGUGGUUUCACAAGAAAAGUUACUGUUACAGGAGUGCCUAGAGCUUUUCCAGACAAUAUCUAUGUUAGAGAUUCAGGAGAGGAGUUUGAAGUGCUACAUAAUGCAGUUAAAUUCAUGGCAGGAGCAUCAACAACUCCAUUCUUAACUUGUUCUAUAUAUGAGAGUGUGUGUUAGCCAUUGUUUUGGUCGUGGACUUGUCUUGCUAUAUUUAGAGAUGUCCCCAUUUUCAUGGAUUUUGUGGUGAAGUGGAAGGCUCGUCUUGCUUGAAUGUUAGCAAAGAGCAAAUGACUCCAAAAAUUAGGCCACCCUUUCCGUAAUAUUUACUGUUAUUAAUUUACUCCAUGUAAAUUUUAUUCUCUGACCUGUAAACAAAAAAAGUUGUUAUUGUGCUUGAAUUACUCGAUCAGCUAGAAAGUAUCAGGAAAGCCUUCUAUAGCCAUGGCAGCUGACAAGAAGCAGAGGCUCAUUAAUCACCGUUUUAAAAAACCAUAGACCUGGAAUUGUUGGAUGACCUAUUCAAUUCAGCAACUGCUGGUGCUAUAAUUCACAUCAAAUUAAAUUAUUUUAAUACUA